AUGCCAUAUCAUAACAUAGAUGCUGCAUUUCGUUCAUCUAAGGUUAAUGAAUGUUACUUGUUUGUGAAAGACAAGUAUGUAGUUUUGAAUUAUGCUCCUGGAGAGAAGAAAAAAGAUAUCAUCAAAGGGCCAUGUCUUAUUUCCGACGGCUUCCCAAUGGUUGCUAAAAUGUCUGCGGAAAAUGUAAUAGAUUGUGCUUUUAACACUCAUCACAAUGAGGCAUUCUUCUUCUUUGAAAAACAAUGUGAAAAGAUAGAUUAUGCUCCUGAUUCAACCAAAUCCGAAUUACUUAGUGGUCCAACUUCAAUCAUUGAAGCAUUUCCUUGUCUCGAUCAUACAGUGCAUAAAGAUGGAAUAGAUGCUGCAUUUCUAUCUACGAGGAAAAAUGUUUACUUAUUUAAAGGACAUAGAUAUACCCGCAUAGACUAUGUUCACCCUGAUUAUGCGAUCAUAGUUUAUCGAACCAUACGCAAAGGUUUUGGUAGUUUGCUUGGUACAGUGUUUGAAUCUGGAAUUGAUGCAGCCUUUUCUUCUCAUGUUAAGCAUGAAGCUUACAUUUUCAGAGGAGAAUAUUAUGCACGUAUCAAUUUUGGGCCAGACACAUUAGAUGGUGACUUCAUUGUUGGUGGUAGAAUAAAGAGAAUCAAAGAUGAUUGGCCUGCUCUUCAUGACAUACUACAUUACGAGUAA
This is a messenger RNA of Vicia faba (fava bean), 690 nucleotides long. Lineage: Eukaryota; Viridiplantae; Streptophyta; Magnoliopsida; Fabales; Fabaceae. The record is from the annotation of a GenBank genome assembly.